AGUUUUUUGCGUCACUUACAGCUUUGAACAUGAUGAAAGCAGAUUCUCAAAGAAAUGAAGAACAAAUGGAGGAGGAGAAAUUAAAGGAGAUGAAGAGGGCAAAGAUGAGAAACUGCUGUAAGAAAGUUUUAAAAUUUAUGUUUUCUCAUAUAGGACUAUGCGGUAUGGUAAUUGCAUAUUCAGUAGCUGGUGGUUUUAUUUUUGAACAUUUGGAGCGUCACAAUGAGAAAACUGAAUGCCUUAAAGCUGAACAAAAAUAUUUGCCUGCUGAGAAUUCUACCGUCCAAAAAAUCAUAGAAAUAGCUCAAAUUAUUAAAGAAAAUCCUGAGGAGGCAACACAAGCUACUGUGAAAAUUAUACAACGAUUUAGAAAACAUGUUCUUGAACUCAACUACGAUGGUAAAAACUGCUCUGCAAUGGGUGAACCAAACGGUCCUGGUUACAGAUGGUCUUUUUCAGGAGCAUUAUUAUUUUCAGUUACUGUGAUUACUACAAUAGGUUACGGGAAUAUAGCUCCAAAGACUUACUGGGGUCGACUUGUUUGUAUUGCCUACGCUCUUCUUGGAAUUCCUUUGAUGUUGCUCUGCUUGGCUAACAUAGGCGAUGUUAUGGCUGAUAUAUUUAGAUUCGUUUAUGGAAAGAUUUGUUGUUGUGGUUGUUGUAGAAAGAAAGGUGAUAAGAAUAAAGAUAAAGAAAAUGAAUCUGAAACUGGCAGUAAAGGUAGACGAACACCGGAGGCCUGGAAAAAGCAGUAUGCUGGCCCAGGAGGACAAGUGGUCGAUGAUCCAGAGGAUGACGACGAAGAGGAAGAUGAGGAUGAAAAGAUAAGCGUUCCGUUAACUAUUACCAUGGCUGUAAUUGCUGGCUACAUUUUUAUGGGAUCCUUAUUGUUUGGUGUUUGGGAGGGUUGGGACGCCUUAAAGGCUUCUUAUUUUUGUUUUGUUACGAUUUCAACUAUAGGCUUCGGCGAUGUUGUGCCCGGUUCUGCAAAUUUUGAAAAUGCCGAAGAUCAGUAUAAAAUGGUAUUAUCUGCUAUCUACAUGUUGUUUGGUAUGGCUAUUUUGUCAAUGUGCUUUUCUUUGAUACAAGAGGAAAUCGUUGCUAAGUUUAAAUGGGUAGGUGAGAAGAUGGGUCUCUUAGAAAAGGACGAAGAUCAAGAAGACACCGAAGCUAUAGAAAAGGAUUCGGAUGAUAAAAAGAGUAAUUUUAGCGGACCAAUUGUAGAUCCGAGAGCGCCUCUACCACCUGGUUUAAUGAAGAAAGGCCCACCAGUACCACCACCAAUCAGGAAGGGCCCUCCCAUACCUCCUCCCGCACCGCAUAAGUUCUGAGAGAGUGGGGAGUUAGAUGUGAAAUAUAUCCACACUUUGUUGACCUCUUGUUGUAAUAAUUGUUGUGAACUAGACAAAUCAAAGAUAUUUUGUGAGCACAUUUUUAUCUUCUUUAGUCACUGAGCUUGAAAAAAAAAAUCAACUGAAUCAACCUGCAACGCCAUCUGGAUUAUACAUUUUUUAAAUCUUGUUUUGUCUAAUUAUACCACCACUGGAGGAAAAACGGUUUUCGUUAUGAAAUAAAUGUAUUUUAAUUAAUACUCUGCUUUUUUCUAUAAAAUAUUCAUAUUCAUUUGUUCGUUUAUUAUAAAAUAAUUAUUCGCCAAAAAAAUCUAUAUACUAUUAUGAACAAAUGCGUUGUUUAUC
This is a messenger RNA of Dimorphilus gyrociliatus, 1697 nucleotides long. The record is from the annotation of a GenBank genome assembly. NCBI's taxonomy places the organism in Eukaryota, Metazoa, Annelida, Polychaeta, Dinophilidae.